AUGGGGGCACUAAGCAGUCGGAUGCUAUGGCUCAGGCGGGGCCAUGCUCCAGAGCAGCCAGGUGCCGGUGGGGAGGAGGAGGAAGUGGCAGCCAUGGCAGUAGUUGGUGAGGUGGAGGAGGAGAGUGAAGCGGGCGGCUCCAGCCCCAGUCAGGGUGGCGUCAAAAGGAAGGCAGACUCAGGAGAGCCUCACGAACAAGAGCCCCACCGGAAACACACCAAAGACAGUUCAGGUUCCGUUUACGAGGCACUCUUCUUAAGGGGUGAAGGCAGUGAUGUGCAGAUCCGCGCACUAGGGGAGGUGUGGAACUUGCACAGGGUCUACUUGUGCCAGUCAGGUUACUUCGCUAGCAUGUUCAGUGGUGCUUGGAGGGAAGCAACCAUGAAUACCAUAGAGUUGCAAAUGCCUGACGAGAACAUUGAUCGUGAGGCACUGCAUGAGGCUUUAGGCUCUUUGUACGAAGACUCCGUGCUCAUUCAACCCCGCCGAGUCGUCCCCAUCCUGGCCACGGCCAGCAUGCUGCAGCUCGACGAGCUGAUUCAACAGUGUGGGGAGAUCAUGGAGGAAACGGUUAGUGUCCAGACCGUAUGCAGCUACUACUACUCUGCUGGGAGCUACGGCCUCCCAAACAUCAGGACCAUGUGCUUUCAGUGGCUGCUGGACAACCUGAUGACUCACCAUAGUGAGGAACUAAUGCGAGAAAUCAACCUGGAUAUCAUGGAAGAGCUCAUUGUCUCUUCAGAGCUCUUAGUGAUGGAAGUGGAGAUGGAUGUGUACACAAUGCUGAAAAAGUGGAUGUACUUGCAGCUUCAGCCGACAUGGAGGGGCCCCCACAGAGCCUUAUUGUCCGACGCCAACUUGUGGUUUGCAAGGUCCAAGAGGGAGUUGGAUGGCACCCCUUUCUUGGAGACCCCGCAGGGCAGAGCCUUCGUGCCAGUGUUCCAGCAUCUGCGGCUGGCCUACAUAGUCUGUGACCUGCCAUCAGCACGCAUCAUUGACCAGGAUGCACUGAUCCCUGCCACGUGGCUGACCCCAGUGUACAAAGAGCAAUGGCUUGCCCUCCUCCGGGCUGAGCAAACCAGGGAGCUCGGGCCCAUUGCCGUCCACGUGUCCAACUUCCAGGGGAACACCAUGCGGUGCGGGCACCGGGUCCACAGGGAAGAGCCAUGCAGCUGGCGGUGGGCAGGCUUCAACUUUGGCUGGGACUUGGUAGUGUGCUACGCCAGCCGGCGUGUCACCUUCAGGCGCAGUGCACUGAACAAUUCCCACGGCCUCGGGGUCAGCUUACUCUGGCAGAGAAAGAUUGCGUUCCGCCUGUGCCUGGUUUCCCUGGACAGGGCUGGAAGAACCGUUUUCAGGAAGGACACAGAAUACCAGGUGCUUUCCCUGGGAAAAGAUGAAGAGCUAGAGGUAGCGAACCUGGGGAACCAAGAUGUGGUCUUCCCCAUAUAUGUGGCCUGUAACUUCCUGUACCUCCCCAGAGAGGGGUCCUCUCAAGAGUAA
This is a messenger RNA of Eptesicus fuscus (big brown bat), 1503 nucleotides long. RefSeq names its product germ cell-less protein-like 1. NCBI's taxonomy places the organism in Eukaryota, Metazoa, Chordata, Mammalia, Chiroptera, Vespertilionidae. The transcript has a single exon. Gene Ontology annotation, molecular function: protein binding. Bases 1 to 1503 code for a protein of 500 amino acids. Gene Ontology annotation, biological process: germ cell development. The record is from RefSeq and is a predicted model, not a curated record. Gene Ontology annotation, cellular component: nucleus.